CCGCUAGGACACGCCCCCUUGUCAUUUGUUUACGUCUCGACAAGACCGCUUAUGCAUUACAGAAGAAGAAGGGAACGGUGUAACGAAAUCCACACAAUUAAACAGACAAAAUGAAUCCAGUACCCCAGCUAGGUGGUGCUGAUAGAGGACCUGUUUCUCGGGUGGAACUUCGCAUAGAGUGUAAAGCCCUAAAGAAAAAGGAUGAGUUUUCCAAGUCCGAUCCAUGUGCAGCUCUGUACAUGCUAAAUAGAAAGGGGCAGAAUUGGGAGGAAAUUGGAAGAACAGAGUUAAUAAAGAACUGUCACGACCCAAAAUUUACACGGGCUUUCAGAGUGGACUACUUCUUUGAGGAAGUGCAGAAAGUGAAAGUAGAAGUGUAUGAUCUGGAUAACGAAACAGCAACACUUGAGGAUGAUGAUUUUUUGGGCAAAAUUGAAUGUAAUUUAGGGGAGAUAGUUUCCAGGAAUCCCUACUCAGGGCCUCUUUUGAAGAAGGAUGGGAAACCCAUGGGAGGAUCCACAAUUUCUAUUAGAUCAGAAGAGGUUAAGGAAGGAGGAGAGAUGGUUCACAUGAAGUUCAGUGCCACCAAACUGGACAACAAGGAUUUUUUGGGGAAGUCUGAUCCUUAUCUGGAAAUCUCAAAGAAGGCAUCUGGAUCUUGGCAGGUUGUUCACAGGACAGAGGUGAUCAAGAAUACAUUAAAUCCUGUAUGGCGGCCAUUUACUCUUUCUGUCCAUGCUAUGUGUGGUGGAAACAAGUCAGAAGAUAUCAAGUUUGAUUGCUAUGAUUACGACAGUGAUGGGUCACAUGAUUUUAUUGGAACAUUCACAACUACAUUGGCAGAUAUGGAGUCUAACACACAAGGAGGGAAGGAGGCCAGUUACCCUUGUAUUAAUCCAAAGAAACAGUCCAAAAAGAAGUACCAGAACUCAGGAGUUAUACACCUUACUGAACUUAAGAUUUUCAAGAGACCAUCAUUCCUGGAAUUUGUUUAUGGGGGAAUGCAGAUAAACUUCACAGUGGGAAUUGAUUUCACUGGAUCAAAUGGAAACCCAAGUAGCCCUAAUUCUUUACAUUAUAUUAAUCCCUACCAACCUAAUGAAUACAUGCAAGCUAUACAGGCCGUGGGCAAUGUCUGCCAGGAUUAUGAUACGGAUAAAUUGUUUCCUGCCCUAGGAUUUGGUGCUAAACUUCCUGAUGGAACUGUUUCCAUGGAGUUUGCCAUCAAUUUCAACCCCAGCAACCCAUACUGUGCAGGGAUUGGUGGUGUCCUUGAAGCCUACAAAGCAUGCAUACAGAGGGUGGCCCUCUAUGGACCCACUAAUGUAGCCCCCAUCAUAUACCAUGUGGCCAGGUUUGCUGAGCAGGCACAGAGGGAGGAAGGCACAAAAGGGGCACAUGCCUAUUUUAUCCUACUCCUGUUAACAGAUGGUAUAAUCACUGAUAUGGACAAGACUAGAGAUGCCAUUGUUUAUGCCUCAGGCCUGCCUAUGUCCCUCAUCAUUGUGGGGGUAGGGGAUGCAGACUUUACUGAUAUGAACUUUCUAGAUGGGGAUGAUGGAGUUCUAAAGGGGGCCAAUGGCAAACCAGCCUUGAGGGAUAUCGUUCAGUUUGUGCCUUUCAGAGACUUCAGGAUGUCUGCUAGUGCUGAGUUGGCACGCAAUGUUUUGGCAGAGGUUCCACAGCAAGUGGUGCAGUACUAUGAAAUGAGGAAGAUUCCUCCCAAACCAAGACCAGCCCAAACACAGACUUAAAAAUAACAACGUCUGCAGGAUCUAAAUGAGACAUAAUGAGUGCUUAUAUAAAACCAGCACAUCACUUGUGUAAUAUUUUAAUGGUGCUAACGUGGUGUGGCUCUGUAAGUUAUUAAUGAAUUUAAUUGCAUAAGUUAAAUUUUCUCUUAAAGGUUUUUAGUAAUACAAUUUAGAUACAUUACAUUUAGGUAUGUAAUUUUGUUUGUCAGGGUGCCCAAUUUAUGCAUUAUUUGUAAACAGGGAUGCCUUUUUUUUUUAAAUCUGCAUUUCUCUGUAAGCAUAAUAAAUAAAUAUGGUCUGUUCGAUGCUUUGUAAAUUGAAAUCUUUUUGUUGAAAACUUUUUCAAAUGACAUGUACAUUUCAGUGUUCCUCAGAAAAAAGAUCUAGUGUAGAUAUAUGUAUUGGUAUGUGUCAAUUAUUAUAACCUUUUUUUUAGUGUGUAAAUUAAUAUUUAUUAGUUUAUUAGUCUUGGUGCCUGUGUGUGUGUGUAAGAGAGAGAGAGAAGGGGGGGGGGUCUGAAUUUGUACCUCAUUUUCAAAUUUAAGAUUUCCUGCAUUUUGAGGCUUCUUAUUUCUCUCUUUUCUAUUCAAUACUUUUUAUUAUAAGUCUGUAUUUACAUAUAACUGCUGUUGCAAAUUGUAUUUACAUAAAAAUUAAAUAUAAUGAAAGGUAA
This is a messenger RNA of Saccostrea echinata, 2427 nucleotides long. RefSeq names its product copine-3-like. The coding region runs from base 111 to 1754 and encodes 547 amino acids. Gene Ontology annotation, molecular function: calcium-dependent phospholipid binding. The record is from RefSeq and is a predicted model, not a curated record. Gene Ontology annotation, cellular component: plasma membrane. Gene Ontology annotation, biological process: cellular response to calcium ion. Lineage: Eukaryota; Metazoa; Mollusca; Bivalvia; Ostreida; Ostreidae. The transcript is spliced from 15 exons.